This is a messenger RNA of Armigeres subalbatus, 1380 nucleotides long. Its product is annotated as integumentary mucin A.1. Bases 50 to 1153 code for a protein of 367 amino acids. The transcript is spliced from 3 exons. The record is from RefSeq and is a predicted model, not a curated record. Lineage: Eukaryota; Metazoa; Arthropoda; Insecta; Diptera; Culicidae.
UGAAGUGCGACGACUAAACAUUCCGAGUGCCAAAUUUUAUUGAUUCAUAAUGGGACUGAAAUUAUAUAUUUUUGUUUUUGGGCUACUGAUAGCAAAUACCAGGGCUCAGUUACUGUGUUAUGUUUGUGAUGAUUGUGAAGUGAAUGCAGUGACCGUUUUACCGUGUGGAUCAAACUCUCUACCGGGAACCACGUUACCUCUUCCAGGCACAACAACUCCGAUAGUAACAACAGAAGUAUCGCCAACGACUACAACUACACCUGAGGCAACAACAACUACUACGUCUGUGCCAGAGACAUCAACUACGCCUGAGACAACAACAACAACUACGUCUGCACCAGAAUCAACAACUACGCCUGAGAUAACAACAACUACUACAUCUGUGCCAGAGACAUCAAUUACGCCUGAGACAACUACAACUACUUCGGUUGCUCCUGAGGCAACAACUACACCUGAGAUAACAACAACCACUACAUCUGUUCCUGAGACAACAACUACGCCUGAGAUAACAACAACAACUACAUCUGCGCCAGAGACAACAACUACGCCUGAGACAACUACAACUACUUCGGUUGCUCCUGAGACAACAACUACGACAUCUGUGCCAGAGACAACUACGCCUGAGACAACGACAAUCACUACAUCUGAGCCAGAGACAACGACAACUACUACGUCUGCUCCUGAUACAACAACUGUAACCCUUCCAGAUACGACUACCCCGACAGAUUCCAGUCCUCCGGUCAAUUCGCCAACGCUACCAACAACCAUUGGCACGACAAUAGCAGGUCCAGAUGAUCCUCAAAUGACCGGCCCCCCAAUUCCAACAAACACAAUUCCAUCGGACAACCUCCCAACGCUACCAACCACUAUCGGAACCACAUUCGGUACUCUAGCAGAACAAUCAGCAUCCCUCAUGUCCCAAUCGACGCUAAACAGAACCGAAGCCAACUCUCGAUUGGUGAUUUCGUUGCAGCCGCCCAGUCAACCACACUAUGUGUGUAUCGUGCUACGAACCAAUGUGGAAAAUAGGCAAGUUAUCAGGCGAGGAUGUGCUCAGAUGGACCAUAGCGUGGCCGAGACUUGCAAUCGUGAAUCAGGUGGUCAACAUACUCACUGUUCUGUGUGUGUUACCCACCUUUGCAACCAUGGAUAAUAGUCAGCAAGCAGCCCACACUUGGGAACCUCAGUGAUAAUUCUCACAUUGUGAAUCGUUUUUAUAAGUACGUAAUUAUAGAAUAUGUUGUUUGAUGUUUGUUAUUGGCUCGCAGCAUUGCUAGGAAUUAACUAGGGGAGCGAGACGAGCCAGCCUAGAGCUGAAUAUUUCGUAAAUAAAAAUAUAAAAAACUAGGGUGGGUAUACCGAUGGCCGCCAUACUUAAAA